Molecule: messenger RNA, 1498 nt
Organism: Salvia splendens (bonfire salvia)
Lineage: Eukaryota; Viridiplantae; Streptophyta; Magnoliopsida; Lamiales; Lamiaceae
Product: probable serine/threonine-protein kinase PBL16
Exons: 6
Coding region: 193-1341 (382 amino acids)
Biological process (GO): protein phosphorylation
Molecular function (GO): protein kinase activity; ATP binding
Source: RefSeq, a predicted model, not a curated record
UUUCCAUAAACUAUCACCAUUUCCCUUUACUCGCAACUCUUUCCAAAUUAGCCCACUUAUUCUUUUUUCCUUCUUUCCUUUUGCUGCUGCCUCCUUUUUCUUGAAAAAAAAUCACAUCUUUCUUUCAUGGGGUGUUCUCUGAUGAGUUUUUGAACAAGUAAUUUUUUUUUAGAUUUUUGUGGGUUUGAUCUAAUGGGGAAUUGUUGGUGUGGGUGGGAACCUUUGAUUUACAGGGUCUCUUCUAACACAAAAUCUGAAUCCCCAGAUCAAGGCGACAGAGAGAAGGUAAGAAAAGAUGAGAGAAAACUGCCAUCAAAUCCAGAAGAAGUAGAAGACCUACGCCGGUGUACGUCGUCGAAGCCACUGACUGUUUUCACAUUCAAUGAGCUCAAGAGCAUCACUUCAAAUUUCAGACAAGAUUACCUGUUGGGAGGAGGAGGAUUUGGAAGUGUGUACAAAGGAUAUAUUAGUGAAGACAUACAAGGCCUUCAACCUAUCACAGUUGCUGUUAAGGUUCAUGAUGGAGACAACAGUUCUCAAGGUCACAGGGAGUGGCUGGCUGAGGUGAUCUUCUUGGGGCAGCUCUCCCAUCCAAAUCUAGUCAAGUUGAUUGGCUAUUGCUGUGAGGACGAACACCGGGUUCUCAUAUAUGAGUACAUGCCUCAUGGCAGCGUUGAAAACCAUCUCUUUUCCAGAGUGCUGCUCCCUUUGCCUUGGUCUACUAGAAUGAAGAUAGCUUUUGGUGCAGCAAAGGGGCUGGCUUUUCUGCACGAAGCAGAGAAGCCAGUCAUCUACCGUGAUUUCAAGACGUCCAACAUCUUGUUAGAUGAGGAAUACAAUGCGAAGCUCUCUGAUUUCGGCCUUGCAAAAGACGGGCCAGAGGGAGACAAGACACAUGUCUCCACGCGCAUAAUGGGAACCUAUGGAUACGCUGCACCUGAGUACAUAAUGACAGGCCACCUGACUCCGAGGAGCGAUGUGUACAGCUUUGGAGUCGUGCUUCUUGAGCUUGUGACGGGCAGGAAGUCCUUGGACCGGUCAAGGCCAGCACGGGAGCAGAACCUCACGGAGUGGGCUAUCCCGUUGCUCAAGGAGAAGAAGAAGGUGCUCGACAUCGUGGAUGCUAGGCUGGGAGGAGACUAUCCUGUAAAGGGUGUUCAGAAAGCAGCCAUGCUAGCCUACCACUGCCUCAACCGCAACCCUAAGGCGCGACCUCUCAUGCGAGACAUAGUGGAUUCGUUAGAGCCUCUGCAGCUUGAUGCAAAUGCAGCUCCGAACCAAUCUUUCACCAUAUAUACUACUACUACUACUACUAGUCCUAACUCUAAUUCUGGCUACUGAAACACCAAAACUGCUCACUCUAAUCUCUUUUGUUUCUUCUUUGUUUCUCAAGCUUGUUACUUUCUAUUCUAGUUUGUCCAGGUUAUUUCAUAGCAAGAAAUAGGCCGUGUAGAAAAUGAAAAGGGUUUCAUACAUACAGUAGAUAAUCUUCUUCUCU